Scheffersomyces amazonensis is the source of this 1171-nucleotide messenger RNA. RefSeq lists its product as uncharacterized. NCBI's taxonomy places the organism in Eukaryota, Fungi, Ascomycota, Pichiomycetes, Serinales, Debaryomycetaceae. The record is from RefSeq and is a predicted model, not a curated record. The transcript has a single exon. The coding region runs from base 191 to 934 and encodes 247 amino acids.
AAAUAAACAAAGCUCCUUUCAAAUUUUUCUGUUUCCGGAUGCCUGCAAAAAUCGUGAUUGUGUCAGUAGGGCAUCUUAUAAGAAGUAGUAUCUUUUUAUGUAUAUAUAUAUAUAAAUAGGUAUAUUCUUGGAAGAAAUAUUUGGGGUCCAACAGUAAAAUAGUAUCAUUACCAUUAUCGUAGUAUCUGUAAUGUCUUCCUCAAACACUUCAUCUCCAACCAAGAGAUCGGUAUUAUCUCCUAGACCAUCUAAUAUCUUAUUAUCUCCUAGCAAGAGAUCUCCAUUCAAACAUCAAUAUAUAGGAAAUUAUAAUAAGUUAUCUCCUUUGAAGGGAGUCGUAUCAACACCAUCAUCUUCUGGUUCACCUAUUAUAAAACGUCCGAAAUUAAACUUUACCAUUUUUGAAGAUAAACCAGAUACAACAAAACAACAACAAAACAAGGAUGAAGAAUUUGAUAUUAGCAAUAAGUUAAACCAUAAUGAUCAAGAAAAUAUUUUACAACCUUCUAAACAAAUUAAAUCUAGAUCUACACCAAAGAAUAUCAAUUCAAACUAUAGAAAACCAUUAUCUAAUUUGAAUAUUAAUGAAUUCCCUGGUUAUAUAAGGUACGCAAAUGAUGGUAAUAGAGAUACACAAUUAACAGAUUUAUACCAACCUAUUAAUUUUGAUAACGAGUUUAAGUCUUUGCAUAAAUUUCAAUCCAUUCCUAGCUUUUUAACUCCUCUGAGGAGACAAGCAUACAAAUACUUGUACUUUUCCAAGAGUAAAAUCUUUGAAGAACAAGUACCUGAAGAAGAAGUUGAUGAUGAAGUAGAUGUGGAUGAUGUAGAAGCUCAUCUCCUUACAAAACGUAAAAGAUCAUUCUCGGUUGGAAGUAAUGAUUCAAAGUUAGGCUUAAUCAGAAAGAAUAAUUUUACCAUAAUGUCAAAUUAAUGAAAUUAAAUUUGAUUUAGCCUCUUUUUUUAUACAUAGUUUAGCUUUGCAUUACAUAUGAAACACUUUGCUACGUUGCUCUAAUGAUACCCCGUUUCUAUGUUUACUGACUUUAAUAAAACGAAUGAAUGACUACAAUAUAGUUUUGUAUAAACCUUACCCAAAAAUUUUCGCACCCAAACUAACCUUAGUGGUUAUAACGUUUAUAGUGGUUAUAAAGAAUGGGGGGUAGUUACU